AUGUCUAACGUCCUAGAACAAGAUAACCAGCAAAUUAUUCGCGACCUUUACGAAGCUACACAAAAAGCAGCUGAAGAAUAUCAAGCUUGUUGUACUACGACUAUAUAUGGCGAUACAUAUUUGGACCCAGAAAAAUGUAAAGCUAGAGAUCAAUUGAGGAAGAACUUGAAAAGAAUCAGAUUGUCCGCGGAAUGGGUGGAUAGAACAGCAAAUGAGAAAGGAUUUCUUACUAUGUACAAGGAACUUAUUGAUCAAACUCCGAAACAAUUUGUAAAUAAAAGACCGAAUUUUUCGAAUUUUGAUGGCUUGGAUGACUUCCCAAAGAAAAAAAUUCGUUCUUUAAUGAUAAAAGCUUCAUAUCUUGUGGGCCGUAAAAUCAAACUUGAAGAUAAAUUAUAUGUCAAAGUCAUUGCCGUAAAGAUGAACGACGACGGUGUAUUUUUGGAGGCGGAGGAAAAAGUGGGAGAUAAAUUGGAAUAUUAUGAAAUUACCUUAAAUUCUGCAAUUGAAAAUACCUGUUCACUUAUGAAUUUUCCCACCAUUAUAACAAUUAUGUUACCAUCUUUCUCCACUCAUUAUCUCCACUCAUUAACAGAUCUCAAUGGUUGUGUAUAUAUAUUAUUUACAUCCAUUUCGCUCAUAUCAUUAUCAGUGUCAGAAUCUUCAUUAUCAGAAAGAAUAAAGAUUUCAUUAUCUCCAUUUUCUAAUCUUGAAAUAGAGACCUGA
Molecule: messenger RNA, 726 nt
Organism: Funneliformis mosseae
Lineage: Eukaryota; Fungi; Glomeromycota; Glomeromycetes; Glomerales; Glomeraceae
Source: the annotation of a GenBank genome assembly